AUGCGUUUCGAUUUUAUGGAUUUCGCUUUUCGGAUUAGAGUCGCAAUACGAAAAUUCCUGGAAACAGUGCUUUUGGAACGUUUUAUGGCGAAUCAUAUUUCUGUGCGCCCGUCAUCACUCUCACUUGCAACGGCCUCCAUCGCUUUUGGCGGAUCUCAAGAAGACGUCAAGAAAGUUGGAGCUUCAUGUAGUGUUUUUAUGGUCGUCCUUCUAUGGUCGUCUUGA
Molecule: messenger RNA, 225 nt
Organism: Cylicocyclus nassatus
Lineage: Eukaryota; Metazoa; Nematoda; Chromadorea; Rhabditida; Strongylidae
Source: the annotation of a GenBank genome assembly